Pecten maximus is the source of this 1453-nucleotide messenger RNA. Its product is annotated as nucleoporin NUP42-like. The record is from RefSeq and is a predicted model, not a curated record. The coding region runs from base 34 to 1305 and encodes 423 amino acids. Gene Ontology annotation, molecular function: metal ion binding. NCBI's taxonomy places the organism in Eukaryota, Metazoa, Mollusca, Bivalvia, Pectinida, Pectinidae. The transcript is spliced from 8 exons.
CUUUUAACUUUCGGUUUGAGCUAGAAAGUAAAAAUGACUGUUUGUAAAUACUUUCUGCAAGGAAAUUGUCGGUAUGGCAACAAAUGUUACUAUGAACAUCCAAGUGGCGACAACCAAGGAUUUGCAUAUACAGCUCAGCGUCAGUUGUUUGGAGGAGGAAGAGGAGGCGGAGGGGGCGGAGGAGGCGGAGGGGGCGGAGGAGGAGGAGGGGGCGGAGGGGGUGGUGGGGGUGGUGGUGGAGGAAAUAAAUACAAAUGGGAUCGACGUCAACAAACUACGCAACAAACUUCUUCCCAAUCCUCUCCGACAGAUGUCAUUAACACCCUGGUGAGUGAAAUUAAGACUUGGGAACAAAGUAAGAUGUGGCCGUUUUCCUGUAUCGCGUUUGAAAAGGAAGGACCUUGUGUUCCAGAUUUCACGGACAUGUCUGCUGAUGAGCUGCGGUUUGCUGCGUACGAAGCUCUGAAAACAGGUGCCCUACAGACCUACACAAACCAUGUACAAUGUCUGAACCAAGAUUUUACCUCGAAAAGACAAGUGCUGAAAAAUGCAACGAUGACCGUGAAACAGAAAAUGAUGUCAUUGAUAGAGGAAUAUAGAAACAAGAAAUCCAGAGGAAGUGAUGGAGGAGGUUCAUCAACCAUGUCCCUAUUCAGUAACUCAGCUGGAAGUUCUGGAGCUAGUGGUACAAGCAGCACUAACUCAUUUGGUGGAGGUUCUGGAAGUUCCACUUUUGGUGGCAGUGGUGGGAAUACUUCACUGUUCGGUGGGGGCACCGGGGCAUUCAGUGCUCCCAGUACUGGAGCCUUUGGUUCAAACACAGCUGCUCAGGCAACUGGUCAGACAUUUGGGGCUUCAACGUUUGGUCAAAGUACUGCCACAGCUACUAAUGCAUUCACAGCUCCUCAAGCUCAAAACACAAACCCCUUUGGGUCUUCCCAGACGAGCACUGUUAGUCCUUUUGGUGGAAAUGCCGGUGGGGCCACAUUCAGUAGCCCAGGGACAUUCAGUAGUAGUUUUGGUAAAACCUCCCCAGCUACGAAUUUAUUUGGUGUUUCAUCUCAAAGCGGGCCAAGUGUCAGUCAGACUCAACAGUUCGGUGCUUCAAACAAUGCGUUCGGGACAACAACAGGAGGGAAUGUAGUGACAGCACCAUCUAGUGAUACACAAGGGGACACAACCCAAGGCACAGUGUACACACCACUGGAAAAGCUUAGCAAAGAAGAAUUGGCUGCUUACAAUGCUACAACAUUUACUCUGGGUAAAAUUCCGACCAAACCUCCUCCUAAGGAACUCGUGUUCUGAUUGUUUUUUUUGCAUGUUUUUUACUAAAAAUAUAUUGUAAGCUACCGUAGACUUCUGAACAUUACCUGUGCAUACAAAGAUUUGUGUCAUUUUGGUGAAUUUCUACUGUAGUAAUAAAAAGUUGUUUUUAUUAAAAUUGGAAAUUUUA